AUGGCAAAUCAAACUAUCAUCAAUUUCCUUACAUUACCGGUAGAACUUGUCUACCGAAUUUUGGAUUAUGAAUCAGAUUUCACACUUAUAUGCUCAAUGACAAACACACUUACCGCUCUAGAUCUCUCCAGAAAUCAAAUCGGAGAUGUUGGAGCGCAAUCUUUGGCCGUUGCAUUACAACACAAUACAACACUCAUCACAUUAAAUCUUCGAACCAAUCGAAUCGGAAAUGUUGGAGCACAAUAUUUAGGUGAUGCAUUACAACACAACACAACACUCACCACACUAGAGCUCUGGAUUAAUCAAAUCAGAGAUGUUGGAGCACAAUAUUUAGCUGAUGCAUUACAACACAACACGACGCUCACCACAUUAGAUCUCGAAUGGAAUAAAAUCGAAGAUGUUGGAGCACAAUAUUUAGCUGGUGCAUUACAACACAAUACAGCACUCAACACACUAGAGCUCUCGAACAAUCAAAUCGGAUAUGUUGGAGCACAAUCCUUGACCAUUGCAUUACAACAAAACACGACGCUCACCACACUAGUGCUCUGGACCAAUGAAAUCGGACAUGUUGGAACACACUACUUCAGUAAUGCAUUAAAAUACAACACGACACUUACCACACUGAAUCUCGCGCCCAAUCAAAUCGGAGAUGUUGGAGCACAAUAUUUAGCUGAUGCAUUACAAUACAACACAACGCUCACCACACUAGAACUCUGGAGCAACCAAAUUGGAGAUGUUGGAGCACAAUAUCUAGCUCAUGCAUUACAACACAACACGACACUCAUCACGUUAAAUCUCGCUGAAAAUCAAAUUGGAGAUGCCGGAGCACAAUAUUUAGCAGAUGCAUUACAGCACAACACGACGCUCACCACGCUAGGUCUUAGAUUUAAUAAAAUCAAAUAUAUUGGAGCACAAUCUUUAGCUGAUGCAUUACAACACAAUACAACACUCAUGACACUACAUUUCGUGGGUAAUAGUAUCGAAAAGGAUGCAAUGCAUUUAAUCGAUGAAUUAUUUGAACGGAAUCAAAGAUGA
This is a messenger RNA of Adineta steineri, 1035 nucleotides long. NCBI's taxonomy places the organism in Eukaryota, Metazoa, Rotifera, Eurotatoria, Adinetida, Adinetidae. The record is from the annotation of a GenBank genome assembly.